Molecule: messenger RNA, 1023 nt
Organism: Xylona heveae TC161
Lineage: Eukaryota; Fungi; Ascomycota; Xylonomycetes; Xylonales; Xylonaceae
Product: thioredoxin-like protein
Exons: 5
Coding region: 73-852 (259 amino acids)
Biological process (GO): cellular response to oxidative stress; cellular oxidant detoxification; cell redox homeostasis
Cellular component (GO): mitochondrion; cytosol
Molecular function (GO): thioredoxin peroxidase activity
Source: RefSeq, a predicted model, not a curated record
AUUAUUCUAUUACCAUCUCGUCAAUCUUCUACUUGUAUCAGCCUCAAUUGAUUUCGAUACCCCGACAUCAAGAUGGCCAGCAAGUUUGCCGCUGCCUUCGUGGCAUCUUUCCGCCCCGCUGUGCGUCCCAGCACCUUCUUCGCUCGUCCUCAAGUCGCACAGACUUUCUACCGUGGUCUGGCCUCAAUUCCCAAGGAGCAGCCCCGUCUCCGCCUUGGCUCCACCGCGCCCAACUUCAAGGCCACCACCACCAAGGGCCAGAUUGACUUCCACGAGUUCAUCGGCGACAAGUGGGCGGUCCUCUUCUCCCACCCCAAGGACUUUACUCCCGUGUGCACCACUGAGCUUGGCGCCUUUGCCAAGCUCGCCGACGAGUUCACGGAGCGCAAUGUUAAGCUCAUUGGUCUUUCUGCCGACGACCUCGGCUCCCACGAGACCUGGCAAAAGGACAUUGACGAAGUGACCGGCUCGAACCUUGACUUCCCCAUCAUCGCCGACGCCGACCGCUCCGUCUCUUUCCUCUACGACAUGAUCACCCAGCAGGACAUUGAGAACUUGGCCGCCAACCCUCUGCCCUUGACUAUCCGCUCUGUUUUCGUCAUUGACCCCUCCAAGAAGAUUCGUCUGACCAUGACCUAUCCUGCCUCGACCGGCCGUAACUCCGCCGAGGUUCUCCGUGUCAUUGACUCGCUCCAGACUGGCGACAAGGAGGGUGUUGUUACCCCUAUUGACUGGCUCCCCGGCGACGACGUUAUCAUUCCCCCCAGCGUGUCCAACGCUGACGCCAAGGCCAAGUUCGGCGAGGUCCGCGAGCUCAAGCCUUACCUCCGCUACACCAACGUCGGCAAAUAAAUUCUGUCUAGACCGAACAGAAGAAUAUCUAUAAUUUAAUAAUAAAUAUGCUAUAGUAGAAAGGUUUUGGAAAAUAAUUUUCGGCUAGUGUACUAUACUAUAUACAUUUUACAUUUUCCCUGAUACAGUUCGUCUUUUGUAUCUAGGUAUUAAAAUAGAAGUUUGAAGCGC